AUGAAGAUGCGCCCCCUCCUUCCUCUUGUGCUGGCAUCAUUGCCGCUCAGCGUCGUGGCUUUCGCCUCGUCGGAGGGCGGUGGCGGCACCGUCGGAGGUCGGUGCUUGGCGGCCGGCGAAACACAGGUCUCCUUCUUUGAAGCGUUCGACUUGACAGCUGCAGACCCGACUGCGCAGGCUUUCAUCACAAACAAGCAGCAGGCCGAGUGGACCACCACCACGGGCCCCGGCAAGUUCUAUGCCGACGCUUCGACUUGGUUCGCGCCGUUGCGGGAGUCGGCGGACACUUCGACUGAAGUCGUCGGGCGGGCCUAUGGGUACUGCUCCACCGUCGCGCUGCAGUCCAACACGGCGGAGAACCGCACGAAGCUUUGCUGGUCCAACUUCGAGUGGCAUGCUGGGCGCUUCAAGGACUCGACGCUGGUGAUGUCCGGCCCGUACAAGUACGAUCGAGAGGAGCCGGGCAAAAUGUACGGUGCGUUUGGCAGCCAGGCGGGCAGCGGGAACUUCACCAUCACCGGCGGCACCGGCUGCUUUGCUGGAGCCAUUGGCAUGGUGGGCCAGCGGAUGACCAACGACCCCAAUGUGUUUGAGGAGGUCAUCUGGCUGGCGCCUGCGUCUCAGCCGAAGCCACCUGCCCGCGCUCGGGCGAUGAAUUCGAUGCCAAACCCCACCAAAGAUUGCCUGUGGGACGAGGGCAUGAACACCAGCUUCUUCGAGACCUACGACCUGAUUGCCCAGCAGUGUGGCGCCACUGCGCACAACCCGGAUGCCAACGCACAAGCCUACGUCACCAACACGAAAGGAGAGUGCACUACAGCAUCGACGGGGCCCGGCAAGUGGUACGGCGACGCCACGACCUGGUACGCGCCGCUGCGCGAAGCAAACGACGUCACGGCCGACAUUGUUGGCUGGGCCAAUGGCUACUGCGUGACAGUCGCUCUAGAAAAGAGCGAAACGAAUUCGCCGCCCCUCGACACCCUCCGCACGCAGCUCUGCAUCUCCUCUUUCGUCUGGCAUGCCGGGCGUUUCGCGGGCUCGUCGAUUGCCAUGCAAGGGCCCUACUGGUACGAGCGCGAGGACCCCGACGCAACGUACGGCACGUUUGGCAGCCAGGUGGGCGACGGGAGCUACACGAUCAUCGGCGGCACCGGAUGCGUUGCCGGCGCCGUGGGCACGCAGUUUGAGCAGAAGACCCUGGACCGUAACACGUGGCGAGAGGUGGUCCAGCUGGAAGAGAAGAAGAAGACGUGCGAUGACAUCUUCGUUUCCGACGGUGGGAAGAAGACGGUCUCGUUCUUCGAAGCCUACGACCUCCUCAUUUCGCCAGGCGUCCCCAACCCCGACGCCGUCGCGCAGGCCUACGUGACCGACUCUAAAGGGGGCUACAUCUCAGAGACGAAUGGUCCCGGCAAGUGGUACGGCGACGCCACGACCUGGUACGCGCCGCUGCGCGAAGUGAACGACGUCACGGCCGACAUCGUCGGCUGGGCCUUUGGCUACUGCGUGACAGUCGCUCUGCUCGAGGGCACAGAUUGCGAGGAGCAGAGCUGCCUUCGCACGCAGCUCUGCAUCUCCAACUUCAAGUGGGACGCUGGUCCCUUGGCGGGCUCGUCGAUUGCCAUGCAAGGACCCUACUGGUAUGAGCGCGAGGACCCCAACGUGUCGUACGGCACGUUUGGCAGCCAGGUGGGCGACGGGAGCUACACGAUCACCGGCGGCACCGGCUGCUUUGCUGGAGCUGUGGGCGUGCAGUUCGAGAAGAAGACCGAAAAUCCCAAUGUGUGGGAGGAGCGUGUGAUCGAGCGCGUCAAGCGGACCGUCCUGCGCAACUCCACCUACAUUCAGUUCCAGAUGCACUCCGGUAACAAGCUUUUCGUGGCCAACGGCGUGGCAUUCCCUUGGAGCAAGAGCGAGACGGAAGGCGGCGAGGGCAGCAGUGGCCUGCUGGCGGAGGGGGCUGCCAAGCGCGCGCGCACGGCAGUGCAGCGGCUCGGCCACAACGACAGCUGGGGGGAGGGGCAAGCCUCGCGCUGGGCGUCGUGCGAGGGGGGGCAGGCGGGCACGCCGUGGUACUCGCAGGCAGCGAGGAACAAAAAGCGAAAGCGGCACCUGCAGGCCAACGAGAGCGGCGAGAUGCUCCGGCGGCACUCUGGCAGCGACACCGGGGGCCACUCUGGGAGCGACACUGAGCUGCAGAUCGACGAGAGCGACGAGGAGGGCGCCGCGGCGAUGAUGCUGUUCAUGCCUGGGCGGCAGGCGGGAAGCCCCGAGGGCGGCAAGAGAGCGCGGUCAAGGACGGGGUCCGAGGCCGGAACGCCGGGGCCACUGCCAGCGGUGGUGGCGACAGAGUUGCUUGCCUUUGCGUUCUCGAGCCGCAGCGGAAGCUACGUGUCGAACGCGGCGCACACCAAUGGCGCCGUGAAGCCGCUCGUCGCUGGCCGCUUCGAGGCGCAGAACCAAGCGAGGGAAGAGAACGUCCCGAUCUUUGAGGCGAAGCAGCACGAUGAGAUGAGCUCGCUGCCGCCGCAGCCGCCACUGCCGUCCGUCGCAACAGGCGAUGGCACUGUCGCUGCGCAAGUGUGGAUCGGACGAUACGAAUCGAGGGCGCUCGCCAGCAUGGACGACGUGGAGCAGCUCCUCGCCGCGGCGCAGUCGGGCACGGCUGCCGCUCGGGUCGGGAGCCAGGAGAAGGAGCAGCCCGCUAUGUGGACGGUCGAGGAGGACUUGCUCAUCGUCGACCUGGUCGAGACGAUCGGCAAGCGCUGGAACCGCAUCGCCGCGGCGCUGCCCGGGCGGACCGAGAAUGGUGUCCGCAAUCGGUGGAAGCGCAUGGAGAAGGCUCAGCAGGUGCGGAAAGACAAGGGGGAUGGGCACGGCUACCGGUGCGGCCGGUGCGGGCAGCCCAAGGCAGGGCACAUCUGCCCCGCGCUGACGUCGGGCGAGCGGCUCGAGGGCGAGAACCUGGUCAAGAGGGCCACCGCCCUCUCCGCGAUGGCCUCGAGGAAGAUUAGCGUGCAGCAGGCCGCGCAAGCGCUGGACAACGUCAUUUAUCGGCCGUGCAAGUGGCUCGAGCGCUUCUGCUAA
Messenger RNA from Emiliania huxleyi CCMP1516, 3087 nucleotides. RefSeq lists its product as hypothetical. Lineage: Eukaryota; Haptophyta; Isochrysidales; Noelaerhabdaceae. The record is from RefSeq and is a predicted model, not a curated record. Gene Ontology annotation, biological process: regulation of DNA-templated transcription. The transcript has 4 exons. Gene Ontology annotation, molecular function: DNA-binding transcription factor activity, RNA polymerase II-specific; RNA polymerase II cis-regulatory region sequence-specific DNA binding. Gene Ontology annotation, cellular component: nucleus. Bases 1 to 3087 code for a protein of 1028 amino acids.